UGUAUAUUGCUUGCUUUGCUUAUUGCUUUAGUAUUGUUUGGCAGUCACAAAAGGUUGUGUGUUGGAAAAUAUUGUUUUAGUAGAAAAGAUAAAAAAAAAAAAUUUAAAUUCGCUAUUAAAUACUAAAUAAAAUAUAAGUACUUAUACGAACGGCGUUUGUUGAAUUUUAAUUAAAAAAAAUUUAUUAUAUUAUCCUAAUCUCUUUAUAACUAUUCUAUGAUAAAACUGUGAACUUUUUACAAAAAAAAAAAAAAAAAAAACUAAACGACUUUGUGUGAACUUAUGAAGACGAUCCAACCAACCCCCGCAACAUAAUUUUGUUUCUGUGAAUAUUUUGGAAUAUAAAACAUACAUAUUAACAAAAUAAAAAACAUUAAAAAAAAGCCAAAAUUGAAACUACAUUCGAGAGACAUGACUAUAUCAGAAUCAUUAAUUACUUGUAUUAACUAAACAAAACAACACAAACAAAAAAACCCUAUCAAAAAACCAUAAACAAAUUCCGAAUAUUGGAAAACAACAAAAAAUUCAUUCGAAAACCAAAAUCACCAGUUGGAAAUGGCUACUUCUCCAACGCCAUCAUUAGAUUCUAUAAGGGGAACAAAUUCAAUUGAAUCAUAUGGUGACCACAAUGGUUAUAUGUCAGAUUCUCCACUAACUUUAAGCGGCUCAUCGCCCCCAGUGAGUGAUUCAGCUAUUUGUGACGAUUACAGUGGUGCAACAAGCAGUAUUGAUUCCCAACACCAAACAUCAUCCGCAUCAUCAUCGGCGUCAUCAACUUCAUCAACCAGUGGUUUGAAUUGUGGCGGAACAGUAUCUGGUUUAUCGGCCAUUCAAAGUAUUGACGAAAUACCUAACGACAAGGAAAACGGUGUCCAAUGCAACGGCAUCAUAACAAGAAAUCUUGUAAGCAUUAGUUUUCCAAAUGGUUCAACUGUCCCACGAUGUACUGCAUGUAAGAGCAAGCAAUCAGAUGCAGUAGCAAAGUGCUUUGAAUGUGCUAAUUUUCUCUGCUCAAAUUGUGUGACGGCACAUGAAUUUAUGCAUUGCUUUAACGGACACAAUGUCUGUUUGAUUGAAAAUCCGUCAAUUUCAAAUUCAUUGAACAGCAAUUCUGGCCUAACAAACAUAAACGAAUUCAAAUUUGGCAAUUCUCUUUCGAAUAUUUUCCAAACACAAUCGAAUCGAACAAAUUCUUCAUUGUCGAAAAUAAUUAAUGGUGUUUUUGAAAAUAACACACCAGUCUCCUCCUCAUCCUCCUCUCAGAGCCAUUGCUUCAAUUGCAAGGACGAACUUUUAACCAAGCUCUCUUCAAACAACAGUAUAUCGAAUCGCGACGACGUCAAUUUACUUGCAUCACAAUUAAUACCCUCCACCUCAAUGACCAAAUCUAGUCAGUAUUUUUGUAAUCAACAUAAGAAUGAACUUCUCAAUUAUUUUUGUCGCACUUGUAGUGCACUAGCUUGCAAGGAUUGCGUUGCUAGUGAACAUUCGUCGGCAUUGCACGAAGUUGAACAUUCUCAAGAGUUUCUUCACAAACAACCCGAUUGCGUUAUUCAAGGAAUUGUCGCAGAACUUCGUGGAAAAGUCGGCGAAGUAGUUACUGUGGUUAGUAACUCUGAUUUGAUUGUAAAUCAAAUUAAAUCUCAAUACCAGAAGGCACACAGCGAAGUUAAUGAAACAUACCAGUUUUUCUAUUCAAUGUUGGACGAACGAAAACAAGAAAUCCUUAAGGAACUCGAAAGUUUGCACAAUGCAAAAAUGCUAGCUAUUAACUCUUGUGUAAAUCGAUCAAAGGAGGCAGUUGACAAGGCACUACAAGCAUGCGACAAUAUUGAAAGGACUCCUGUUAAACCGAAUACAGUAAAAGACGUCUUAGCUCUGCGAAAAACUGUUGAAUACCAAUAUCAAUCUGUAGUUCAGGACUUGCAGGUUCCAUUUGAACUUGAAUUUGUUUCCAAUUAUCAGUCAAUUCAAGUUGGUGUUCGCAACACUUUUGGCUACAUACGUGCUACAAACGAAUCAUCAACAACCAAACAACCACCGAUUGCAAGACCAACACCUAGCAACAACACAAAUCAACAAUCAUCAAUGAAUGCUUUAACUAUCAACAAUUCAAACAACAUGGGAAAUAGUCUUGGCAUGAAUUCGAAUAUUUUAGACAUUUCAUUUGUCAAUAACUCUGUAUCCGUUGCCGCACAAAAUGCCCUCUCUCAUUCCAGCAACAAUUUUGAUUCCAAUGCAGUAUCGUCAAAGCGUUUCAAUAACAAUUUCCAGAGCAGCUUUAGCACUGAUCUUAAUAUGCAAUUGAAUCCAUAUGAGAAAUGGAGCAAUGGUAGCUCGGAUACAAUUUUCACUGGAAUCUCAGAGCAAUACAUAACUUCAUUGGGCAAAAGCGCAUGCAGCAAUCUCGGCAAUAACAGUGUUUUAUCUGUUGGAAAUAAUAAUGUUGGUAGUCCAUCAUCGGAUAGCAUUAUGGAUUUGACUUCAAAACUCUUGUCCACAACAAUGUAUCCGCCAAAGUCACAAAUCAAACGGCAAAAAAUGAUUUAUCAUUGCAAAUUCGGUGAAUUUGGAGUCACAGAGGGACAAUUUACAGAACCAAGUGGAGUUGCUGUUAAUGCUCAAAAUGAUAUUAUUGUUGCCGAUACAAACAACCAUCGUAUCCAAAUAUUCGACAAGGAGGGUCGAUUCAAAUUCCAAUUUGGUGAAUGUGGCAAACGAGACGGUCAAUUGUUGUAUCCCAAUCGUGUUGCUGUUGUAAAAACAUCUGGAGACAUCAUAGUCACCGAACGUUCUCCAACACACCAAAUACAGAUUUACAACCAAUACGGACAGUUUGUGCGUAAAUUUGGUGCUAACAUUUUACAACAUCCUCGUGGUGUUACCGUGGAUAAUAAGGGUCGCAUUAUUGUUGUCGAAUGUAAAGUUAUGCGAGUAAUUAUAUUUGAUCAGAAUGGCAAUGUUAUUCAGAAGUUUGGAUGCAGCAAACAUUUGGAAUUUCCCAAUGGGGUUAUUGUAAAUGACAAACAGGAAAUCUUUAUUAGCGACAAUCGAGCUCAUUGUGUCAAGGUUUUUAAUUACGAAGGCCAAUAUUUGCGCCAGAUUGGAGGCGAAGGCGUUACAAAUUAUCCAAUUGGAGUUGGUAUCAAUUCGAAUGGUGAAAUACUCAUUGCUGACAACCACAACAACUUUAACUUGACAAUAUUCACACAGGACGGUCAGUUGGUGUCAGCUUUAGAGUCGAAAGUUAAGCACGCUCAGUGCUUUGAUGUUGCUCUAAUGGACGACGGAAGUGUUGUCUUAGCUAGCAAGGACUAUCGCUUAUAUAUUUAUCGUUAUGUUCAAGCAGCACCGAUAGGCUUGUAAUGCAAAUGUAUUCGGUGCAUGUACAACACUUAUUUAUUAACUAUUUAAUUAAUUAUUAUUUUUUUUGAUAUAUUUAUAUUUGUAUAUGUUUUUCCUUGUUUUUUUUUUUUAUUUUUCUGUUUCUUAAUUUUUUUGUUUUUUUAUUUUUUUUUAUGUAUUUAUUGUUUGUAAUUUUUUAUUUCGUUAUGUUAAUGUAGAUAUUUAAAAGACAAUUGCAUUUAUAAUAUAUUUUUAUAUAUAAAAAAAAAAGAAAAUAAGAAAACAAAACCUACAAAAAAAAAAAAAAAACAAAAUCAAUUUAAUAUUUUAAUACUUUUUGUUAUUUAUUUAUAAAGUAAUAAACGAUAGUGUUUAAGAAAAACACAUGAAGUUAAUUAAUUUUUUUUUUAUUAUUAUUAUUAUUACAUACAUAUUAUUAAAUAUUGGCAAUCAGCAAAGACUAAUUGUGGACUAAAAUAAAAUAAAUAAAACAACAAAAAAAAAUAUAUUGAUAACUGAUUAAACGUACAUAUUCCUCUUUACAUAAUUAUAUAUAAAACUAAGUAGAUGUUAAUGAAUUUGUUGUCUUUUUUUACCACAACAAUAAAAAUAAAAAAAAAACUACAUAAAUAUCUAAUCAACAAUGUUUUAAAUUAAAAAAAUUAAAUUAAAAAAACAUUCAUGAAAUUUAAAAUUAAAUUUAAAUUAAAAAAAAUGUAAAUGGGAACAAAAUGUAUUAAAACAAGAUUCAUUUAAAACUUAAUUUGCACAACAAUUGCACAAUAAUAAUUAAAAAAACAACAACAACAAAAAUAAAUUUAAAAAAUAUAUAUAUAUAUAUAAAUCGUAUUACUACUAUAGUAUUAUUUUUGCUGUAUGUAUGUUAUGUAUUGCAAUUAAUGCGUACUUCUUUUUUGAUAAUUCACUUUAUAUAUAUUUAUAUAUAAUAUAUAUAUAUACAUAUAUAUAUAAGUCUCUUUGAUGAAGCUUAAUAUUACUUCUGCGUAUACAUAUAUUUUUAUAUAACAAAAAAAAAAACAAAACAAAAAACAUAAAAAACCUAGAGUCUACAUUCUAUUACAAACUAAACUAUUUUUAUAUUAUCAAAAGUAUUGCUGACCAUGAUAUAAAUAUAUAAAUAAUAAGUAGCUAACUACUUUUUUUUACACACAUGAUUAUUAAACAAAACAAAAAACCAAGUAUAAUAAAAAAAAAAAACAAAACAAAUAAAAGAAAAAUAUUAAGUUGUAUCUGUUCUCGAAUUAGGUAGUAAGCUAUUAUAUAUAUUGACGUCACAUUUUGUUUGUUUUCUUUUUUAGAUCUCAAAAAUCAAUAUUUUCGUUUUCUUUUUUCUAUUAUUUGUUUGUUUCUGAAUUUUUAAAAAAGAGCAUGAACAUGACAGACAUUCCGUAAUAUAUAUAUAUAUACUUACAAUAUAUAUUAUAUUAUUAUAUAGCAGUUAAAUAUGUGUACUUAAGAUUUAAAUAACAAAAAAAGAAACAAAAAAAAAUAAUAAAUAAAAACUAUUUUUAUAAUAUUCUCUAUUUCAUGUUCUUGUGUUGCAUUUUGAAAAUUAAUAAUGUUAUUAAAAUAAUACAACAUCUGUUUAGUUAUUAUAUUACAUAUUAAUAUUAUAUUACGAGUAUUAUAAUCUAUCCCAGCAUUUAUGUUGUUUUUUUUUUGUUUUUUAUUAUUAUUAUUUUAGUUUAGUCGACCACUACGAUGAUUUAUAUAUUUGCUCUGCCAAUUUUAUAAUUAAUUACACUUGUGCUCAUAUUAUUAAGCCACCGAAGUUAAAGCUAAGCAAGCAUUUAAUUUAAAAUUUUAAUUCUUGUAUUUAAGACAAAAACUAUGAAAUAGAUUGUAUUUAAUAGUUUGAACAUAGCUUUUAAGCACAAAGUUAUUUAAAUAUCACAAACCCAAGUGAAUUUAUGUAUAAUUAAGCCAUCUGCAUUAAUCUGAUUCAGUUAAAACCCAUAAACAGUAAACACGGAUCGAAUCAAAUUUGAAUUUUAUUUGCAACUGAACGUCACUAUCUAUUCGAUCAUUUAUACUGCUCAAAGUUUGAGGUGUCCUAGCUAGUUACUUGAUACAAUCGAGUUAUUUUCGGUAGACCAUCUGUUGUCUGUUGGCAAUGUUCGACAAUGAAAUUAGAUGCAACAAUUCAUGAUUGUACCGAUCAUAUUCGAUUGUAUCAAGUUACGUGCUGGAUCUUCUCAAUCAAGUAAAAGUAACACAGCCUUAUACCUACUUUCGCCCUCUACCAUCAAUAAAAAUAAAAAUGGCGAGACCAACUUUUGGUUUAAUGAAGCCACACUUGUGGUUCCAUAACCAUCUUCCGUCCAGACUUGUAAAAUAAACCUUAACACACAAGGUCACUUGCAAUAUGUGUUAAGUUGGUACAAUUGACAGUCCCCAAUUUUAUUCAAUUGAUUUUGAGCAAAUCAGCUACUGGAUUGUAGUAAGCAUUUAAAAAUUCUUUUUGUCUGCACAUUUGCAAGAUAUUGUACUGACCUGAGUUGUGCAUUUUAAUGCAAUUAUUUUAUUCCGCUUUUGUCGUACUAUAUCAUACAGAGUGGUCUUGUUUAGAGGGUUUUUAGCCGCCCUUUUAGUUGAAUGAAACGACAAUCAUUGAAAAAGUAUUUCCGAAGAAAGUUCCAUGACCAGAAAAGGUCUCAAAUUUUGGAAGAGGGACAAUGUUUCCCAAUUCUCCAUUGAAUACAAAAUUUGAACCGGGGCUUCGGGCUCUUCAUAUCAAAAUUUUGAUGUUGAAAUUAAUAUACUCAAACCAAAAUUUGAUGACCCAAGAAGAACCAUACUUGUAUUUUAAUUUAUCGGCGUAAACUUUGCUCAAAUGAGCGUUUAUACAUUUAGUUCUUAAGUGAAAUAUGAACCUUCUAAUUAACUUGACUCCUAACACAGAGUUUAUGAAAUGUGGAUUGUUUUUUUGUCUACAAAAAGAAAACCCGAAUAGAGAAAACAAUUCACGGGAAUUUUUCGAUUGAAAGAUCUUUUAAAAACAUUUCCUCAGGAGUUUUAUCAUUCCCAACCACUUCAAACUUUCGCCAUUUACUCCAAAUAGCCAAAUUCGAGAGACGAUAAGUUUGGCAAUAAACUUGCAAUUUGAUUCAAUGCAUUGGAGUGCCUUCAUAUGGCUCCUUUCGGUAUUUUAAUAUCAUUCAUUUCUAUUUGAGCUUUCUAUGAUCAGCUAGGAGUGGUUUUAUAGCUCUUUUUUCGAAGCAAAUUCUCAAUUUUUCCGGAAAUACUUAAGCAUGCUUGCCACAAGAAAACCCAAGUUUUUUGGUUAGCUUACAUAUCAUUUUGCUGUUGAAUGAUUUUGUAAACAAAUUUUUUCUCCGACGAAGUGGAGCUUUUAUUUUUGUCCAUUUUUUCGAAUAUUUUUUCUUUUUAAUUGAGAUGCACAAUUAUGCCAACCACUUUUCAAACAAAAAUAUAUAACUUAUUUAAGAAUUUGCACUUGUUUUAAGAUCUUAACGAAAACAACUGCAACUUAAUUUGGCGUAUGGUGAAGCAUACUACCAGUAAAAUAAUAGAACACGAACAUCCUCAACAAUAUUAUUCUAAAUAAUUGUGGAUAUUUGCUUUAUGACUUAGUUAUAUAGGCACAAGUGUAUAAAUUUUAGCUUGUUAAAAAGCUAAACUUAUAUUAUUAGUUCAUCUGCGUUAAAAAUAAAACACAAAAUAAUUAUUUCUGUUGGUAGUGGUUAUAUAUUUAUAAUAUAUUAAAGGAUGGGUUACAAAAAAAAAAUAAAACAAAAAAGUUAUAUUUAAAAAAAAUGCUCUAGCUGAAUUAAGACUAGUCUUCUCUGUUUUUAUUUUAUAUUUCUGUUUGUUGAAAAAUAAAUAUAAUAUUAUUAUAAGGAAAAAAAAAAUAAUAAAA
This is a messenger RNA of Episyrphus balteatus (marmalade hoverfly), 7246 nucleotides long. RefSeq names its product brain tumor protein (gene brat). The coding region runs from base 556 to 3366 and encodes 936 amino acids. The record is from RefSeq and is a predicted model, not a curated record. Lineage: Eukaryota; Metazoa; Arthropoda; Insecta; Diptera; Syrphidae. Gene Ontology annotation, biological process: negative regulation of translation. The transcript is spliced from 2 exons. Gene Ontology annotation, molecular function: translation repressor activity; zinc ion binding; protein binding.